AAUUGGUCGCUCUAGCAGAAUGCAAGUUUUAAUCGUCUCCUCUCUGCUCGCACUUUGUGCCUACAAAACACAGGCUGGUGAUGUUACUGUCACCAACAAAGUGUUCUUUGAUGUCAAACAAGGAGAUGAAGAUCUUGGAAGGAUUGUGAUUGGUCUAUUUGGGGAAACUGCACCUCUGACAGUGAAGAACUUCAUCGCCUUGGCAACCAAAAGCGAGGGAUAUGGGUAUGAGACUAGUACCUUUCAUAGAGUCAUUGAUGGAUUUAUGAUUCAGGGUGGAGAUUUCUCUGCAAGAGAUGGAAGUGGAAGCAAGAGUAUUUAUGGAGAAUACUUUGAUGAUGAAAACUUCAAACUUGACCAUUAUGGAGCAGGAUGGGUCAGCAUGGCCAAUGCAGGAAAAGAUACCAAUGGAUCUCAAUUCUUCAUCACAACAGUGGAAACAAAAUGGCUGAACGGCAAACAUACCGUAUUUGGUAAAGUACUCGAAGGUAUGGAGAUCGUACGCAAAAUUGAAAAAACCAAAGUUGGUGAAAAAGAUGAUCCCGUCGUUGACAUUGUCAUUGCAAAAUCAGGCUCUUUGGAAGUUACUACACCCUUUGAUGUAGAAAGAGCUGAUUCUGUGGUCUGAACUUUCAUAGGCCCCAGGGCACUAUCACAAUAAAUAUAUGUAGUAGAUUAAAGGGACAAUGUACAGAACUAUUGUAUAGAAAUCCUGUAUAAAAUCUGCAAAUGUUGAAACAAUAUUAAUGUCUAAAGGACUAAAUACCUAAGGUCGCUUUUAACUUUUUAGUAAUAAUUUGUAGAAACCAUAUAAAAGAAAUGCUUUUAUGUAGAUUAAUAGGUUUAUGUGCAGAAAUGUUGACUUUCGAGACAUGCACAUUUUUCUAUUUAUUUAUUUCUUGGGUCAAAACUUGCCAUUUUGAGAUUGGAAAUCCUUUUUUAUAAAAACUUUUACAUACAGACUUACCCUUUUGAAUACAGACUUAGCUUUUUAAAUGCUGAUUUGCCAUUUUGAGAUUUUAAUUUUGUUGUUCGAACAAAAAUGGAAUUAUUUUUGUACACUUACUGUACUGCAUUGACUGUUGUACACUUUUUUAAAUAGCAUAACAAAAUGUACCAAAUUCGAUCCUCAAGUUUAUACUUUACGUGCCAAGCUUAACAAAGAACCUGUAUAUAGAACAUCCGUCAUAUAAAAUCAGUCAUAUUGUGAUGUAUAUGUACGUAUGAGAUGUUCAUAUUAUAAGGUGUUCAUAUUAUGAGGUGUUCAUUCAUAUGUUAUUUCAUAUUGUGAGGUGUAUACAUUAUGAG
This is a messenger RNA of Owenia fusiformis, 1308 nucleotides long. NCBI's taxonomy places the organism in Eukaryota, Metazoa, Annelida, Polychaeta, Sabellida, Oweniidae. The record is from the annotation of a GenBank genome assembly.